AUGUCCCUUCUAUUUAGUCGAACGGCGAGACUAAUACGGCCAAUAUGCAACUACAAUAUCACUGCUGCUAGAUUCCAAAGCACAAUCGCUUCUGCUUCAUCAGCCAGAGUCAUACCGCAACACAAUCCACUUUCAACAACAAUCUCCUCCCCAAAACAAGACUAUCAGCACAACUUAUCCGCACUCAAAUUAUCAUCCAAUGGAUCUAAGGACUUGUAUGCUAUCAUGCGGCUAUACAAUAUGCCCUACUUAGUCACCAAGGGAGAUACAAUUUACCUCCCAUACAAGAUGAAGAACGUCAAAGUUGGUGACGUUUUAAACUUGAAUGACGUGACUACAUUGGGGUCCACAACUCAUACGUUGAACAUAAAAACCGGAAUUGACCCAUCAAUCUACGAAUUGCGCGCAAGUGUUGUCGAAAUCACGAGAGAACCACUUUAUCAAGUGGUGAAGAAGAAACCAAGGUGUAGAAGAACAAAAACCACAAAUGUUGAGCCAUACCAAACAGUCUUGAGGAUCAAUGAGUUGAGAUUAAGGUGA
Lodderomyces theae is the source of this 540-nucleotide messenger RNA. Its product is annotated as mitochondrial 54S ribosomal protein bL21m. The coding region runs from base 1 to 540 and encodes 179 amino acids. Gene Ontology annotation, cellular component: ribosome; mitochondrial large ribosomal subunit. The record is from RefSeq and is a predicted model, not a curated record. Gene Ontology annotation, molecular function: structural constituent of ribosome. The transcript has a single exon. NCBI's taxonomy places the organism in Eukaryota, Fungi, Ascomycota, Pichiomycetes, Serinales, Debaryomycetaceae.